Molecule: messenger RNA, 726 nt
Organism: Gilbertella persicaria
Lineage: Eukaryota; Fungi; Mucoromycota; Mucoromycetes; Mucorales; Choanephoraceae
Exons: 5
Coding region: 1-726 (241 amino acids)
Source: RefSeq, a predicted model, not a curated record
AUGCCUAAGCCUGUGACUCUCACUUAUAAAAAAAAAACGAACGCAUACACCAACAAGAACAGCAGCAGGAACAAGAAAACAAAAAAGGCAAAGGAAAAAAAACAAGAAGAUGAAGAAAAAAGACAAAUAGUUCCACGAUUGUUCUCGUUAUGUCCUGUGCCUUCAUUGAAGUGGAGGUUCAUAUCGCUAAAUCCUAACUCUAUUUCAGCUUUUGCUGGUAUAAAGCUCCCAAAUAUGUACGAAGCCAAGCGUGAAAUGUUUAACAAGAUAUUUGAUUUUGAGAGACUCAGAAUAAGCAGUAGCUUCCAAGCCCUACAAGAUCCAGACAAGAAGAAAAAGUUUGUUUUCUCAAACUUAAUCAGAACUAACCGCUAUGCCGCUGAUGUUAUUAUUCGUAAAAGUUCGCAAACCAAUCCAGAAGAUUUCGCUCAUUAUUUUGACCAAGAAGUCCCCAUAACACUGCUUAGAGAUGUUCUGAACAGUGAAGAUUUGGACAAUAUCUCACUUUGCGCAAUAGACCCCAACCGUAAUCAAGUAUUCGUUGCCUCUUAUGGUGGUGGAUCAAGAAGGCAUAUGAAAAAAGAAAUAGAAAGGAUGGCUGCUGAGGAUAUGGGCGACACCUUACUGAAUAUAUCAACAGCAAAAACAGUUAGCGUUCAAAGAGCAAGAGCAGAAAUGACAAACAUUUUAUUGGACGGUGGUAGAAAAUAUAACAAAGCAAAGUGA